CAGCCGUGCUGCUCCUCAUAAUAGAAAAACGGAAAGCCACGGGAAAGACGGCUUGAAGCCGAAAGUUACCUUUCCGACGGCUAUUUUUAGUGCAAUCUUGGGACGUUCGCCCCACUUGUGUAUGGGUUGAAAGACAAUACGUUUUUCAAGUUCGUUUUGAUUGUUUCGUUCAACUUUCGUGUUUUCGUGUACUAUCAUUCAUAAGAAGCACCGCAAAUCAGGAGUUAAAAUGCCUGUUUUCCACACGAAAACCAUCGAGAGUAUAUUGGAGCCUGUCGCUCAGCAGGUUUCGAGACUAGUCAUUCUCCAUGAAGAAGCUGAAGAUGGGAAUGCUAUGCCAGAUCUGUCUCGUCCUGUGCAAGCAGUCAGUCAUGCUGUUGCUGAUCUUGUUAAGGUUGGAAGAGAAACAAUCAACAGCAGUGAUGACCCGAUUCUCAAGCAAGAUAUGCCAGCAGCCCUACAUCGAGUUGAAGGAGCAUCCAAGUUUCUGGAGGAGGCUAGUGCCAUGCUGAAAGGAGAUCCGUAUUCAGGUCCAGCAAGAAAGAAACUUAUUGAAGGUUCAAGAGGCAUAUUGCAGGGAACAUCAGCAUUAUUGCUGUGUUUUGAUGAAUCUGAAGUGCGCAAAAUUAUAAGGGAAUGCAAAAAAGUUCUUGAUUAUCUAGCUGUUGCUGAAGUUAUUGAAUCAAUGGGAGAUUUGGUACAAUUUCUCAAAGACUUAAGUCCAUGCCUCAGCAAGGUGUCAAGGGAGGUGAGCUUCCGUUCUGAAGAACUUACCCAUCAAGUCCAUCGGGAAAUAUUGGUGCGCUGCCUUGAUCAAGUUAAAUCUCUUGCACCUAUUUUGAUUUGCAGCAUGAAAAUUUUCAUUCAUAUUAUUACUCAAAGCAAAGAGGGAGCUGAAGCAAAAGGUGCACGUGAGGCUGCUGAAAAUAGAAACUAUCUAGCUCAGCGUAUGACUGACGAAAUCAACGAAAUCAUCAGAGUUCUCCAGCUUACAACCUAUGAUGAGGAUGAAUGGGAUGCAGAUAAUCUGACUGUCAUGAAGAAAGCUCUAAAUGCCAUUCAAAGCAAGAUGCGCACUGCCCAUGACUGGCUUGAGGAUCCCUUGGCACUUCAGGGGGGUGUGGGAGAAAAGUCAGUGCGGCAGAUUCUUGAAUCUGCAAUGAAGAUUGCUGACCGCUCAUUACCAAAUGACCGAGAUGCCAUUCGUAAAAUGUGCUCUGAUAUCCGAACCAUGACUGAUGCUUUGUGUGAGUUACGAAGAGAUAAGAAAGGAGCCACUCCUCAAGCUGAAGCCCUUGCCCGUGGCAUUCAGGACAAGCUGGGUGAACUCUGUACUCUUCUUACACGUGCUGUUAAUAAUGUGGAAAAAAGUGGCAUGCAACAACCUGCUCACACAGUUAUGGGAAGGCUGGAGCAAGCUAAACGUUGGUUAGCAAAUCCAGAAAGGGAUGAUCGUGGUCUUGGACAACGUGCCAUCCAGCUUAUUGUAGAGGAAGGCAGAAAGGUUGCUGAAGGUUUACCUGGUGUUCAGAAGGCUGAGAUCCUUGCUCUAUGUGAUGAAGUUGACACAUUAUCAAGGCAACUUGCUGAUUUGUGCAGAAGAGGCUUAGGAGACAGUCCUCAAGCUAAAGAGAUAGCAAGACAAUUAGCACAGAAAUUGCAUGAACUUAAAAAUCGCAUCCAAAGUGCUGUUGUGAAUAGAGUUGUAGAAGACUUUAUUGAUAUCACCACACCUUUGAAACAGUUUGUGGAAGCUGUUAAUGUACCUGAGGGAACCCCUGGCAGAGAGGAAAACUUUUCUCGAAAAGCUCAAAAUUUGCAAAACUUCUCCAACCGAGCCGCCAAGACAGCACGCAUGGUUGCCGCGGGUGGGGGUGGGGGUAAUAAAAAACUUUCAGAAGCUCUCCUAUCCUCUGCUAAUCAGCUUGAGAGUUUGACUCCUCAGCUGGUUAAUGCUGGCAGCAUAAGAAUGCAUUACCCAUAUGAUAAAACUGCAGAUGAACAUUUCAACAACCUAAAAAACCAGUAUGAGGACAGUAUUGAACGAAUGCGAAAUCUCUGUGACCAAGCUACAGAUCCUGCAGAAUUUAUUCGUCUCUCUGAGGCUCAGAUGCAAAAGCAUACUGUGUUAUGUGAAGAUGCCAUUCGCAACAAUCAACCACAAAAAAUGGUUGACAAUACUGCCAGUAUCGCUCGUUUAGCUAACCGUGUUUUAAUGGUCGCUAAACAAGAGGCAGAUAACUCUGAAGAUCCAUCAUUUAUUGCUCGUGUCAAUGCUGCAGCAAAUGCGUUGGAGCGCAGUGUAGCACCGAUGGUUCAGGAUGCUAAGCAAGUUGCAAUGGAUACCAAUAAUCCUGCAGCUUGUUCAAGGUGGAAAGACUCCAACAGAGGGCUACUCAAUGCCGUAGGACAAGUUCGCCAAGCAAUUCAACCGGAAGGACUUCAAACUCCUGAUAUGAGUUCCCUCCAUCUCAAUGAAGACCGUGCUCCUCAACAACAGUAUAAUUACUUCACUGACAAAGUUGGCCACCAUCUUCGUGAACAACCAAGUCCUAGCAGGCUGAAGAGUGCACAUGAUGGAAUCCCCAACACUCCUGUAUAUUUUGGCAGAUCCUCUCCUACUUUGUCCAGUCUUUCUUCUCCUACAGGAACCAUACACAGAAAUGUCAGUCCUCUCCCUAGGUGGGCUCAAGGAGAUGGAACCAAAUUAUUGUAUCAGGAGCUAAACUCAGAUGAUGAGUACUUUUUAAGAGAUAUUUGUUCUCGCAACAACAUGUACAAUGAUGACAUGGCUCCUCCAAGGCCACCACUACCUGGGGGUGAUAUGCCCCCUCCGCGUCCACCACCUCCAGCAGAAACUGAUGAUGAGGAUGAUAUGUUCCUGAAUGCUCCUGGUGCCAACCAGCCAAUAAUGAUGGCAGCACAUGGCUUGCAUCAAGAAGUGAAGCAGUGGUCAAGCAAAGACAAUGAUAUUAUUGCUGCAGCUAAGAAGAUGGCUCUGUUAAUGGGACGCCUAUCUCAACUUGUUCGUGGGGAAGGAGGUACCAAGCGAGACUUAAUUGCAUGUGCUAAAGCCAUUGCAGAGGCAUCUGAAGAAGUUACGCGUCUAGCCAAGGAACUUGCGCGAGAAUGCACCGACAAACGGAUGCGCACUAACCUUCUGCAAGUUUGUGAGCGUAUCCCUACAAUUGGCACUCAGCUGAAAAUAUUGUCAACCGUUAAGGCUACCAUGCUUGGUGCUCAAGAGAUCCUGCCCCGAUGCCAAAUGGGGGAAUUGAUUGGUGGCACAAUGAUCGGCGCCAGUUCAGAGGAAGAUCAGGAAGCAACCGACAUGCUGGUUGGCAAUGCCCAAAACUUAAUGCAGUCAGUGAAAGAAACUGUCCGCGCUGCUGAGUCUGCAUCUAUCAAGAUUCGUACUGAUGCUGGUAUUAGGCUGCGCUGGGUUCGCAAGCAGCCCUGGUAUAGGUAUUAAAAAUCUAUGAGCCAUUACAAAUUGCUCAUGCUUGGCAGUAAAUGUCAAUCCAAUAAUUAAUACCAUGACUAAAGCAACUCAUUUUUACUUUUGACCAAUGAGAUUGAAACAGUUUUAAAAGUUCUUCUUAGUGCAGUCUUUCCAUACCAUUUAAACUUCUUUAUCUCCCUGCCUUCAUCUUUUUUUUCUUUAGUUGAUAUAAAAAAGAACAACAACUUUGGUAUAAUCUUAUCCUCUUUGGUGUGCACUUAAUUUUGUCAUUUAUGCCAAAGUUUUAACAGGCAAUGUGUCUUCCUAAAAUGAGCUAAUUUGUACUUAACAUUUUACCAGAUUUUUUGCAGUAAAAUUUUUUGCAAAAUAUUUCUGCCCUAUACUUCUGAGAUUCUUGUGUUAUGGCAUAUUGUUAGUUGAACAUUCAUUAUGUCAACAUUAUAUGUAUAGGAUUUCUUUGAAAGACCAUUACAAUUAUUGAUUGGUCUCAACUGCUUUUGAUGAAGUGCUACAUGUUGUUAGAAGUUGCCAUGCUGUAUCCCAGUGGAUGGUUGAAAUCUAAUCUAGUCUAUUUAAAAGAUCCUUUGUAGUAUUAGAUACUGUAAAUCUGCAGAAACAAUUGCAAUGAUUUUAAUUAUGACAGUUUGUUCAUAAACUUGUUCAACUAACAACGAAAUGCCUGAGGAUAGAAUUUUUACUCCUGCUUUCAGUAUACUGCUUAUAUGUAAUUGUGUGUCUUAACUACCUAAUUCAGUUGUUUAUGUGUUUACAUCGAAUACUGAUUAGUUAUUUAUGUUCAGACCCUCCAUUAUCUUGUAGUCUUUUGCUCGUAGGUAUGAAAUUUCUAAGAAUUUCACAAACUCUAAUUUUUUAUACCUCCCUCAUUACGUAUCAUCUUAUCUUGUAUCAACGAGGAGAUAAAACUAAAUGUACUGCUAUCAAGCCGUAAACUCUGAAAGAGGAAAAUUAUUGACAGUGUUGAAACAAAACUCUUAAAAUAUUGUCAUGUUAUUUUUCAUAUUUUUCACACCCUGAUGUUUGUCUAGGUACUCCUAAUCUUUUAAAGACUUAGUAUUUAUACCAUAGGAUUGUGUGAUGUAAUUACUAGACGUUUUGGAAGGUUUUAACACUUGAAACAAGACUAAUCUGACAGGUUUUAUGCAACUUUUUUCCGGGUAGAAAGUAACCUGGAAUCUGACUUUGCCUUUUAGGACAUGACUUGUUAGUUAUAGUGAGAGUUGACAUGAAGACCAAAAUUUUGAGAACCAAUUAUCAACUAUUUGUUGAUUUGCUCAAGUUUUCAGUAGCAUAAGGGAAACAUUUCUUGGCGGCUUGACACUGGAAAACUAAGAUAGGACUUCCUAACCUUUUUGGGAUGUGAAUUUUGCUAGCAACCUUAAAGUCCAAAGGCAAAACAAAUGGAGUCGUUGAAUCUUAUAAAUACCUUUUCAUACACAAGCAUAAAAGUCGAUAGCACCAUUACAGAGGUGGUACCUAUUUUUCUUUUCCAGUGGACACACAUUUGGAAGCGUCUUAAGUUGGUAUUGUCAGCAUCAGUCUAGUAUGUACCUCUAAUUGAUCCACUGUACAUACAUAUGAGUUUUAUUUUGUUAUUUUCUGUAAUAUGUUUAUCAGUCACAAGUGGUUUGAAACAUAAAAGGUUUUGUAUAAGGAUGGUUUAGGUUUAGUAGCUAUACAUCUGAAAGAAAUGUACAAAUCACUCCACAGUAAGAAAUUGUCACUUCUUGGUCUCUUGUUAAAGGUUGAUCAUACUCUUACAGAGCAUAUUUUUUAAGUGCAGUGUUCUGCCAUGAUCUCGUUGCAUGAGAACUCUGAAAUUUUGUAUGCGUAAUUGGAUACAAACUUGUUUAAAAGUACUGAAUUUGCUAAAAAAAGUCGUGGUCUUUUCUAACUGUCUGUUUUUGAGGACAUAUUUUUGUAAACUGUUAUGUAUUUUGAUACAGUGACUAAGCAAAACAUAUUACAUAUUGUAAAUUCUUCUUUUCUCAUUAUAUGUCAUCUGCUCAUUUCCAAUUGUCAUCAUUCUUAUUUCAGACUUACUUUUGGUGUCACAUACAAGUGAUAAUCCUGUUAUAGGCAUUCCACACAUGUGUUUGUGAGUUUAUGUUUGUUUCAAUUUCAUUGCAUCAUAGCUGAAAGCAUUUUCAUUCUUUGUUUCUCACUGGUCGGUCAUACUCCCAACAGCUGUAUGCUCGCCAUUAAUUAUUGCGUCUUGGUAAAUCAGUGUGGUCUGAUUGGUGAAACAGUAGCUCAAGUCACUUGUUCACUAAAGUAAAUGUUGCAUUUACUUUCAUGCUUUUCACAUUGUCAUAUAUUAAGAGGCUGAUGAUUUGAAAACUCUUUUAUCAUGUGUAGUUUUGGUGCCAUAUUCUUGUGAUUAUUUUGCAGCCUUGUAUUUAUAAUUAUUAACAAUUAUUGCACAAAUUGCUUAUGUGCUAUAUGCGAUGUAUGUAUGUCACUCAUUUCUCCAACUUACCAUUAAUUGUUGAGCGUUUUUUUGAUUGUUUUAUAGAUGUAAUACAAAUUUAAAGAAUUACUGAGUGUUUUGUUUUAUGUUAAUAUGUUUAUAUAAUUUAUCAUUAAGUUUGUAAUGUUGUAGUGUACUUCUUAAAUCAUUAAUUUAUUACUACAAUUAAAUGGAUGAACGCCUGGCUUGCACACAGGGAAGAUAAAAAAAAUCUAUUUUUCCUCCAAAGUUUAUGAUGUUUCCAGUAGCCUUUUAUUUACCAGUAUUACUCUUAACACGUUGGGUGUGAUGUGACACACUUUGUGUCCCAAUAGCAUACCACAUUGCCUACCCCGCUUCCUACCAUCUUAAAAUCUGAUUAAGUAUUUAUACCUUAGUGAUGUGAAAUUAUUUUAGGAUACCUGUGGUAAUCUGAAUUGCUAUUUGCUGCUGAAGAUCAAGGAUUAGGGACACAAAGAAUAUUCUCUUUUUAUUUUAGCUGGAAGUGUAAUUUUGUUGAAUGGGGCGUGGUCACUGUUGUGCUUAUAGGGACAAUUCAAUUUUCAGAUCUUAUGUAAUCUAAAUUUUCUGUUGACUCAAAGUUGACAAUCUUUCCAAAAAUAUAGCUGAAAAAUGUUUUAGCCAAAUGCAUUAAGAUUAUUUUGGACUGGUAAUUAAAAGAAUAAUUUUUUGAACAAUAAUGCAUUCAGGUGUUUAGUAGAUUUAACUCUGCUAAAACUUUGCUGUCCUGAGCUGUAGCAUGUUAAUUACUUUGCUUUUAUUGCUUAUGUAUGUUAGAUACAGUAUGAAUUCAUGUUACAAAAUCAGACUGCUUUACUAUUUUAGUUUACAUCUUUGUUACAUUAACAUACUAUUAACAGAUGUUUCUCAUUUGACCCAUUAUUUAAUCUUCAAAUGUCUUGUUUUUGAAUCUCCAUGUGGGAGCAUAAUUGUAUGUGUGCCAUGUAACACUUCAAAUGGAUAUUAUUAAACUACAUGUCGGCAUA
This is a messenger RNA of Frankliniella occidentalis (western flower thrips), 6937 nucleotides long. It is a transcript of the gene Vinc, whose product is annotated as vinculin. Gene Ontology annotation, molecular function: actin filament binding; structural molecule activity. Bases 230 to 3472 code for a protein of 1080 amino acids. Gene Ontology annotation, biological process: cell adhesion. The record is from RefSeq and is a predicted model, not a curated record. NCBI's taxonomy places the organism in Eukaryota, Metazoa, Arthropoda, Insecta, Thysanoptera, Thripidae. Gene Ontology annotation, cellular component: actin cytoskeleton. The transcript has 24 exons.